This is a messenger RNA of Chaetomium fimeti, 2367 nucleotides long. RefSeq lists its product as uncharacterized. The transcript is spliced from 4 exons. The record is from RefSeq and is a predicted model, not a curated record. NCBI's taxonomy places the organism in Eukaryota, Fungi, Ascomycota, Sordariomycetes, Sordariales, Chaetomiaceae. Bases 45 to 2150 code for a protein of 701 amino acids.
CCGGUUUCCGAUUGCAAGUUUCCCCCUCUCCGCAGACCAAGACCAUGUGCCGGUAUUCGGCCCAGGCCAUUUCGUCCAGCUGCCCAGCCGAAGACCGAUUGGACUCGCGUGGCGCUGACAUGGCCGAUUGCCGGCCUCCUGGAUUUGGGUCCGAACCUGAUUGGUGGCUGCGAUCCUAUCGCAUAGAAAGCUAUUUUGCCGACCGUGACUCGCCCUUCGCCUUCCCGUGCGAUAGGUUCCGAAUUUACUCAGAUGAACCGAGAAACCGAGCUAUCGCAGAGAUUGACGGCGUGGCCGCAGGCUUGACAUUUCUGGACAAGCUCGAGAAUCUCAUCGAUGUAUUUCCUGAGCGCGGACUCCGCGGGGGGUCGAGCGCUACCGACUUAGGCCUUAACAACGAUGACCCUUAUCCUAAGGACUUAGAUAUACAUGGGGAUGACCACCAGUGCGCGUUGAUUCAUGGCAGCAUCCAAGUUGACCUCCCGGCAGAGCCCAAUCUCGAUGAGUCGUUCGGUUCCGAGCCGGAUCUCGAUUUCCCCGUUGAAAAGACGGGGGAUGUUGGCAAAGCUUGGAGGGGGUUGGGGUCUCUGAGGAGAGGUAUGAAGGCCGAGUUCCGACGCUUCAACGAGGUGGCAUCCCGGGCAGCAUCAACUACAAUGUCCAGGCUUCGCUCAAAGUUUCCUAGUUCCAGAGCGUUAGCAGAUUGUGGAACCCUAGUCUACCGCGACGUCUUAGAUGGCCUUUGUCCGAGCACUCUUGAGGAGAUUUUCGCCUUCGCCAGCUUAUCACACGCCAUGUCCCGGAUCCUGGUGCGCCAGAAGCGGAUGGAGGACGCUCAGGUGCUGUUAGGGGUGCAACGAUGGAGAGAUUGUAUCGGCAACGUGGAUGAGAAAAGUGUAUUUGAUACCUUGGCGUCCGAGAUGUGGCCCUCCAGUUGUAUGUUUUCGACCCAGCCAGAACGGGCUGCAUCUGGCUCGCUCUCCCAAGCCAUCCCUGGACUAGAAGGCUUGGACAAUACGUCGCAGUUCCUGAAGAAAGCAGCAAACAUCACUGCCACCGAGAUGGGUCACAUUCCCGGCGAUGUAUCCCACACAGGCGACACUGGCCCCCCACCCUCCAGUCUAGAAGACGACGUGCUGAAUAUAACGGAACGCACCGCCGAAGAAUUCAACUUUUCUCAGCUCUGUCGCUUUGGAGACGGCGACCCCUACCUGCGCCCAAUGAACAUCGAGCCUCGAGAGCUUUCCAAAUCUUGUGGCCCGGAUCAACCCAUCCCCGGAUACAACCCGCCGCAUUUCCAUCGCCCCCCGUUGGGAGGCCACAGUCCGGCGUCAAAUCAGCCCCCUUCUGAUUGUCACACCUCGCCAGUUUCAUCCUCUUUGCCAAGCUCCUCAUCCUGUGGCCAGCGCUUUUAUCGCUUCCCGGUCACUGACGAAGUUUUCGACUGCAAAGCCAUCAACCUGCGAAACACCGUCACCUUCCUCGCUGUUUUGGCCUUUGCUAGCGAUUGGGGCGAUGGCUUUUACCUAUUCUCUGGUAGCGGCAAGACGGCAGCACACAACAGAACUGGAUCAGCAUGGGCUAGAGAGCGCUCCAAGACAGAGAGGAAGCUUCGGAGGGAGUUCUUCGACCCCCUCAAGAAAGUCGGGACAGACGAUGCUGGCUUCCUAGCACUGCUGGCGGUAGCCAAGAGGUUUGUCGUUCUCGGUUUGCUCGGGACGAAAGAUGAGGUUCAGGAUUACUUGAUCGCGAUAUCCAAGGAGUUUUUGACGUGCGGGGACAGACAGGCCAAGUUUGCCCGCUGGGUAUUAUUGGGACAGUCACCCAGCUCGACGGCAGCAAGCAGCAGCAAGCCCGAACAACAAAAUAAACGCCGCAAACCCUCCGAGAGGCAGCUGGGCGACGGCGGUCCCACAAGAAAGAAACAGUGCAUCUACCGCUGCGAACAUCCGGGGUGCGGAGGCGAAUACCAUUCGGCGUCCGGGCUGUCCAAGCACAAGAAGAAACACCUUCCCGUCACCGAAAUUGUUCGCUGUGAUGUGUGCGAAUACAGUUCAGAUAGACGAGACCUUGUGCGGCAGCACUUCCUUCGACAACAUGGACCAGAUUUGCCGCCGUAUCUUCAAGAGGUACGACGGGGGCAUCGGUAGGAGGGAAGAAAGGAAUAUUUAUUAGAUGUAGGUACUGUGCCGACUUCUUUCGACUUGAAGGUGUUACUUUUGGAUGGCUUCUCCCAGGCUGGCCACUUUUUAUAUCCAACAACUUUGUCGAUAGAAGGUUAACGGGGCGUCAUCCGCAUGGACAUGUUUUGGGAAGUAAAGACAAUAUAGACCAUUCUCAAUUAUAUCACUUGGUCCGAUUUUAGGC